AUGGACAAGUUGAAUCUAGCUCAAUUGGGUGAGAGGUUAAAGAUAGGUGGAGCUCAAAUGGGUCGAAUGGUUAGUGGUAAAGUGAAGGAAAUUCUGCAAACCCCUACCCCUGAAUCGAAGAUGAUCGAUGAGGCCACAUUGGAGACCUUGGAGGAGCCAAAUUGGGGUAUGAAUUUGAGGAUAUGUGCAAUGAUCAAUAGUGAAGAGUUUAGUGGGUCCGAAGUUGUUAGGGCCAUAAAGAAGAAGAUUUCGGGCAAGAAUGUGGUGAGCCAGAGGUUGAGUCUUGACUUGUUGGAGACUUGUGCUAUGAAUUGCGAGAAGGUGUUCUCCGAGGUUGCGUCGGAGAAGGUGUUGGAUGAGAUGCUUAGGAUGAUUGAGAAUCCACAAACAGAUGCCGAAAAUAGACAAAGGGCUAUGCAAUUGAUUAGGGCUUGGGGAGAGUCUGAGGAGCUUGCAUAUCUACCUGUAUUUCGUCAAACUUACAUGAGCUUGAGAGAAAGAAGCACCAAUCCUUUAGCACAAGAAGGGACUUCACCCACGAUGCAGUCUACCUUGGAAUCAUAUGUUCACGAGCCGCUGUCUCCCCCUGAAAGAUACCCUGUACCUGACACAGGAUUGCAUGGAGCAAAUCAUAAUGAUUUCGCCUUUAAUUAUCAAAGCCUAGCAGUUGAAGAAAAAAAGGAGGUUCUUGUUGUAGCUCGCAAUAGUCUUGAACUGCUGUCUAGUAUUUUAAAUACUGAAACUGAUCCGAAACCUUUGAAGGAAGAACUAACCCUGAACAUGCUGGACAAGUGCAAGGAGUCUCAGCCUGUUAUUAAGAGGAUUAUAGAAACCACUACUGAUGACGAAGGGAUGCUCUUUGAGGCUCUAUUUCUUCACGAAGAACUUCAACAAGUCAUUUCCAGGUAUGAAGACUUGGAAGGUUCUCAAAAGUCUGGAGUCCAACAGCUUGAAAACCCUGAAACCACCAACCAUGACGGGGUGAAAGCUGUUCAAAAUCCUGGAGAACUGCCCGGAAACUUGAACACCACUGCUCAUGAGGAUUUAGAAGACACCCAAAAACCUGGUGGAAAACUGCCCGAAAAUUCCAUUGCUUCUGAAGGCAGUUCAUCUGCUCCUGUAGGAACCAAUACUGAAACCAAAAUAGUGGAUUCUCCAAAGGAAGACCCCAAGUCCAGCAGUGAAAAAGUCGGUGAAUGA
Prunus armeniaca (apricot) is the source of this 1200-nucleotide messenger RNA. The record is from the annotation of a GenBank genome assembly. Lineage: Eukaryota; Viridiplantae; Streptophyta; Magnoliopsida; Rosales; Rosaceae.